Molecule: messenger RNA, 1442 nt
Organism: Uloborus diversus
Lineage: Eukaryota; Metazoa; Arthropoda; Arachnida; Araneae; Uloboridae
Gene: Ostgamma
Product: tumor suppressor candidate 3-like
Exons: 1
Coding region: 168-1148 (326 amino acids)
Cellular component (GO): oligosaccharyltransferase complex
Source: RefSeq, a predicted model, not a curated record
UUUUCAUUAAAAAAUUUGCGACGCGUCACUGUCGCUUGUCGGCGUUUAGGCGUAGUUCUGAUUGCUGUUUAGUUUUGUCAAUGGUUCUGCCUGUUACGGUACCGUAACGUACCCCUAUACAGUUUUUUCAUUUCAACGCAUCUUUAUUUCAACUCGAUUUUAGAAACAUGAAGUCAUUCAUAUUUCUUCUUGCCUUCUUAAGCCUAUUUUUAGGAGAUGCUUAUGUUGAAUCUAAAAAGGAAGCUCAAACUUUAGGCGAAAGAGUGCAAGAACUUUCGGAGAUGUCGUCAAAACGAACUAUUAUUCGACUAACUGGUGAAAAAUUUCGCCAGUUCAUCAAAGCAACUCCCAGAAAUUAUUCAUUUAUAGUUAUGUUAACAGCUCUUUCGUCUCAUCGGCAAUGCAUGGUAUGCAGACACGCGCAUGAUGAAUUUCAGCUCGUAGCCAAUUCUUGGCGUUAUACUCAAAUCAAUGCAAAUAGGUUAUUUUUUGGAAUGGUAGAUUUUGAUGAAGGCCCUGAUGUAUUUAAUUCUUUAGGUAUGAACUCUGCCCCAGUAUUCAUGCAUUUUCCUGAGAAAGGUAAACCAAAGAAAGGUGACCAAAUGGACAUACAGCGAAUUGGUUUCCAAGCAGAAACCAUAGCUAGAUGGAUAUCGGAAAGAACCGAUAUCACAAUACGUAUAUUCAGACCUCCUAACUAUUCAGGCACAAUAGCUUUGGCUAUACUAAUUACUUUGAUAGGUGCUCUUUUGUACAUGAGAAGGAAUAAUUUAGAUUUCUUAUAUAAUAAAACUUCCUGGGGCUUAGCAGCGCUGUGCAUUAUUUUUGCAAUGACUUCUGGUCAAAUGUGGAAUCACAUUCGUGGUCCUCCUUUCAUGCAUCGUACUUCCAGAGGAACCAUCAGUUACAUUCAUGCAAGCAGUAGUGGACAAUUUAUUGUGGAAACGUAUAUUGUGAUAAUACUGAAUGCUGCUAUAACUCUGGGAAUGAUUCUACUAAAUGAAGCGGCAGUUCCUAGAGGCGAUUCCAAGAAGCGGAAAAUUAUGGCUGUAAUUGGAAUGGUCAUUUUUGUGGUAUUUUUCAGUCUAAUACUAUCAGUAUUUAGAAUGAAAGCUCAAGGGUAUCCAUAUAGUUUCCUAUUCAAGUAAAGAAGAGUACAUUAAUUUUAUGAUAUUAGCUAAACGGUAAAUGAGACUUAGUAAAUAACUCACUGUAGUGAGUAAAGAACAAAAACUAUUUUUCACUGAAGAUUAUGGUAUCACAUUUCAAAGCAUCAGCAUUAGACCCAACAAAAUUGUAUAAUUUUGGUUUAAGAUAGAAAAACUGCAUCAUAUUCUUAUAAAAACAAAUGUUUUCUAAAUUUGAGUAAAACUUUCAUUCUGUUUCAUUUUGUUGCCCGUUGUACGUUGAAAUAUUACAUCUUAUUAAAGAUUUUAUUUGGA